UGUGUGCGUACACACCACCGAUCGCCACCUCCGCCAUCAGUCGUAGUCGGUGAUAAAUGACGAAAUAAUCGACUGACGAACAGCGAGCCGACCGUACCUUGCCGGCCUGCCAACGGAGACAGCGCCGUAUCGCUUGUCGCUGCGGACGAAACGCAAAACAUUUGGUGUACGGAUCGACGACGUCGACCACCGUUACAGUAGUAUACAGUAGUAAGUUGUCCACCAGCCACCGCGCACACCGGCGAUCGUGACGCUAUCGUCGCACUGCAGUCAGUGGUCGUACGCGUUGUAACUAGUAAUUAUUGGUACUCGGUAGCACCAUAGACGGUGUUGUCUAGUAACUAGUCGGUAGUCACUAGUCGUAGUAAUAGUGGCGGCGGCGGCAGCUGUUGAGUGUUUAUGUACGUGUUGAGCGUGUGACGUCGCGUGACUGGCAACGAAAACCACGACGACGACGACGACCGCGCGAACCGGCCGGCCGGACACGGCAAAGUCGGCGCAAACCACUGUCGCUGGUGCUACGUAGCUACCAGUUGACGUCGAGUAGCGGCGGGCGUACGGUAGUUGCUCGACCACGGCGACGGACAACCCGGCCGUGACGAUGACUCUGCAGGCGAUCAAGUACGAGAACGGCACGUUGGAAGUGCUGGAUCAACUGCUGUUGCCCAAAGAGUCCAAGUACAUACCCAUUUUGGGCGUCGAGGACGGAUGGAAGGUCAUCAACAAAAUGCAGGUACGUGGUGCUCCAGCUAUUGCCAUUGUUGGUUGUUUAAGCUUGGCUGUAGAAAUAUCAAAAGAAGAGUUUGAAAAAAAAAAGGCUCUUCGACGAGAAGUUGAGGGUAAACUAAAUUAUUUAAUAUCUGCUCGGCCAACUGCUGUAAAUAUGAAACAGGCCGCAGACCAUUUAAUAUCUUAUAUAAACUCUUUGGAUAAUGAUGAAUCAAUUUCAGCACAAGAAAUGCAAGCUAGGUUUGUAGCAGCUAUAGAAGCAAUGUUAGAAAAAGAUAUAUCAGAUAAUAGAUCAAUAGGAGAAUUUGGAGCUAAAGCAAUUUUAAACAAUGUUACGGAUGGUGAACAAGUUCGUAUUUUAACGCACUGCAACACUGGUUCAUUAGCUACUGCAUAUUUUGGUACUGCAUUAGGUGUUGUGCGUUGUCUACACUCUGCUUCAAGACUAGAAAAUUGUUAUUUCACGGAAACGAGGCCUUACAAUCAAGGUGCUAGAUUAACUGCCUAUGAAUUAGUUCAUGAUAAAAUACCAUCAACCCUGGUCUGUGAUAGUACUGUUGCUUAUUUAAUGAAGACUGCUCAGAUUAAUGCUGUUGUUGUUGGUGCCGAUAGGGUAGCAGCCAAUGGAGAUACUGCUAACAAAAUUGGAACUUAUCAAAUUGCUGUAGUUGCCAAACACCACGAGGUACCAUUUUAUGUAGCUGCUCCACUAACUUCAAUUGAUUUUAAUGUAAAUACUGGUGAUAGUAUAGUAAUUGAGGAGAGGCCUCAAGUGGAAAUGACUCAUAUAAAUAAUAUUAGAAUAGCUUCUCCAGGUGUAACUUGUUGGAAUCCAGCAUUUGAUGUAACACCAGCUCGACUGAUAACUGGAAUAAUCACUGAAAAGGGUGUUUUCCGACCAUCUGAACUCUCCACACUCCAGUCUCAAUUGCAAGAUCAUAAAAAUUCACUUCCCCAACUGUAAUACAUACCUAAAUAUUAUAUCAUUGCACAAACACAUCGUACAACUUUUUUUAUAAAAAAAAAAUGUAGGCUAUUUUUAUAAUAUAUGUAUGCGAAAGCUACAUUCCUAAGCCAGCAACAUCAA
Messenger RNA from Myzus persicae (green peach aphid), 1816 nucleotides. Its product is annotated as methylthioribose-1-phosphate isomerase. The record is from RefSeq and is a predicted model, not a curated record. Gene Ontology annotation, molecular function: S-methyl-5-thioribose-1-phosphate isomerase activity. Lineage: Eukaryota; Metazoa; Arthropoda; Insecta; Hemiptera; Aphididae. Bases 602 to 1693 code for a protein of 363 amino acids. The transcript is spliced from 6 exons.